This is a messenger RNA of Paramecium sonneborni, 636 nucleotides long. NCBI's taxonomy places the organism in Eukaryota, Ciliophora, Oligohymenophorea, Peniculida, Parameciidae. The record is from the annotation of a GenBank genome assembly.
CACAAUUAAAACUUAUUUCAUUGAUUGUUAGAGUAUUUGCAAGACCAAUAAUUACUAGUAGAAAAGAUGUAUCAAUAUAAAAAGCUCAAAUGAAUAAGAAUAGCUUUAUGACUCAAUAAAUGUUAAAUUUAGGAAAUGCUUAUUAUUUAUGGGAUGUAUAGAGAUUAUGAAAGAUAGUAAAAAAUUGACAGAAUGUAUUUGAACUAAAAUUUGAAGGAUGAUUAUGAAUAAUUAGUUGACAAUGAGGCUUUAAAACUAGUUAUAAAAAUAAAAUUAUAUUAUAGGGGACAGAAUUUUUUUUAGAAAUACUAAUAUAUAUUACUUUAUUAGUAGUUUCCACAUUUGAAAUCUACAAAACUUAUCAUGCAUAAAAUGAUAGAUAAUAAAAUAUCAAUAAAACAAUAAGCGUAAUUUGAAUGAUAAAAUAGACUUUAUAAGAUUAAAUUCACAUAAUUAAGAAUAAAAAAUUGGAAGAUUUGAAAGAGCUUUAAAUAAUUGAUUAAAACUACUAAGAAAAUCUUAGAUAAUUUUAAAUUAAAUACGAAAGAGCAGUGAGAUAAAUUGCAUAAAUAGAAUAAGUAAAAUAUAUGUAGUGAAGAAAGCUUUAUACUGAGAAAAUCCACAAGAACAUGAGGG